Molecule: messenger RNA, 1912 nt
Organism: Radiomyces spectabilis
Lineage: Eukaryota; Fungi; Mucoromycota; Mucoromycetes; Mucorales; Radiomycetaceae
Exons: 3
Coding region: 412-1671 (419 amino acids)
Biological process (GO): positive regulation of transcription by RNA polymerase II; intracellular iron ion homeostasis; intracellular copper ion homeostasis
Cellular component (GO): nucleus
Molecular function (GO): copper ion binding; RNA polymerase II cis-regulatory region sequence-specific DNA binding; DNA-binding transcription factor activity, RNA polymerase II-specific
Source: RefSeq, a predicted model, not a curated record
CCAUACAUUCAAUAGUAUUAGGUUUCUGUUUCUUCGUCGAUCCUUCAGUAAUUUAAAAUCGAAAAGAAAUAGAGGCCAUCGAUCGUUUUUGCCCCUUCUUAUUCUUAUUCUUUGAUUUUUCUUUUUAUUUAAACUAUAGAAUUCUUUUAAACCUUUGUUUUCUUUUUAUUUCCUUUUGUAGUAUCUUUUUUCUUUUCUGCCUGAACGAAUCUUCUGUAUGCAUUUGUCACAUCUGCGCUUUAUCUUCUAAAUAUCUUUUUCUUUUAUCUUUCAUCUUUUUCUUAGGAUCGCCUUUGCGGCAUUAAACUGCUUCUUCAUCUUCUUUUCCUUCUUCUUCUCCUUGUCACUCAUUCAUUUUUGAUCUUAUUCAUUUAUACUUCUUUUAUCAUUCACGAAACCACGUAUAAAGGUAUGAUGAUUGAUGGUGUGAAAUACGCAUGUGCCACCUGCAUCAAGGGCCAUCGAUCAUCUCACUGCAAGCAUACCGAUCGUCCUCUGGUGCAAAUCAGGAAAAAAGGUCGUCCUGUUACGCAUUGCCAGUACUGCAAACGUCCGCGUAGUCCUAAAUCAGUUGCUGGCACCUCGUCUGGGCGUUUCAUAGCCAAUGGUGCUUGCCAUUGCCACGGAGAAACAGUGCUAACGGGUCAUGAUCCUACGACGGAUUAUUCUUCUCCCGAAUGUCAAGCGGGAUCGACAGACCCGCGACAAGCCACUCACGCCACGUCGGUUUUGGAAUCAUCGAGGCUGACUUCGAUUCCAUGCCACAGCAAUAAUAAUUUCAGCUCGCUAGUUCAGAUCCCGUCCAUUGGGUUUUUUAAUCCUGAAUCGGUCGUCGACUCGUGGUCGUCGACCUCGCACAAUGACGAAAACGACAUUUCCCCGUAUCACGGGCUAGUGGGCUCGCCUAUUCCGCUCCUUGCCACUGCUGAACCCUCUUCCGGUUGCAUAGAUUCUGCCAUCCCAGCCAAAGCUGGAAUAACCUUGCAGAAUACUGAUGUGCUUCCCAACAACGCUUGCAUAGCCACAGUCAACCCUAUGGUGUCUAGCUCCUCCAUGUUAUGUUCUGGUCCAUCCUCGACCCUGUCAUCCGAUGGUGCGCGCAGAAACAAUUUUUGCGCUAAUUCCGCUCCAUCCGACAAUGCAACCCUGUUGCAAAAUUUUCCAAAUGGAGUCCCAGUGACUUCAUGGCCAAAUCAUGGCCCUUAUCCGUCUGAUAUUAGCGCCAAUAGCGCCAAUAGCUUCAAUGGCAUCAACAGUGCUGACACACAACAGGAAAUAACCGAAUUAUUCCUACCACCACCUGGUGCGGAUUACCCGUCUCUUCCUCUCGCAGAUCAUGAAGGCCGGUUCGUAGACGAAGCGGGCGAAUCGGCCUUGGUGACCAUCACCCCGCUUCAUCCCGGAUCCAACGGGCGUCCAAGAUCCAAAGUUCAUGUCGUAACCUGUUAUCGCGGCAACACGUGUAAUUGCGCUGGCUGUCUCCUCCAUCACGGUAACCGUCUCUUUGAAAGCAAUCCUUCCGCCAACGGCUCCCCGGCAAGAAACUUUACCUCUCUUAUCAAUCCCACGUAUGGAUUGCUUCCAUACUCUUUUCCCGCCACCCCUUCUUCAGCCACCGCUUCUUCGGCUACCUCGUCAUCCUACGCUUCCGACGAUGAUUGGCGAAGUUAGCGAUUUCAUUUCUCAUUGCUUUCCACCAACCCCCUUUUCUCUUUCUGUAAACUAGAAGUAUGUAAAUAAAUCAACAUCAUGUCAUCAUUUUUUUUUUAUAAAAAACAAGCAAGCAGGUAGUUGUAAAUCAGUCAUUCAUGGAUUUAAUUCUGACCGUGGAUGGCUGCCAGUUGCAAUGCGAAAAUCAUGAAUAAAUUAAAUUUGCCUGAUCGCCUAUCUCGGCAAAUCACUUCAAAGGUCA